Molecule: messenger RNA, 1746 nt
Organism: Papaver somniferum (opium poppy)
Lineage: Eukaryota; Viridiplantae; Streptophyta; Magnoliopsida; Ranunculales; Papaveraceae
Product: cell division cycle protein 123 homolog
Exons: 3
Coding region: 285-1295 (336 amino acids)
Cellular component (GO): cytoplasm
Source: RefSeq, a predicted model, not a curated record
CUUCGGUAAAAACCCGGGUAUUUUCUGGUCUUCGGUUUUAUUCGUCUUCGGUGGAAAACUACGAUUCUAACUGAUCAUCAAUCCUAGAAGGUUGCAGAGACGACACGAUUAAUGUUUGUUUCUGACCAGUAGUGAUUGGAUUGUAUCUCAAAGGAAAUUAUUUAACCCUUUUCCACCGUGAAGAGAACGAACUACACACUUAAGUGAGUUAAGACAAAAGAAGACGUUCAAAAGCAGUUUUUGUACUGCAUUCUUCAUAUUGAAUUUUGUUAAAUUUCGCGAAGAUGAAAGAAGAAGAAGUUAAAAGGUGCCAGAUUCAAGAAUGGUACCCGAAAUUCAAGUCUGUUUCGAUCAAAACCCAAAUUCAUGAGCUUCCAGAACUCUUUGUUGAGUACCUAUUAGAUGAUUCUGGACCUUUCCUGCUUCCUGAGUCUAUCACUGGUGAAGAUGCAUUGCCUCAAAGAAUCCGCAAUCCUGAAGAAGAAGACGACUUCCAAGUUCCAGAGGAUUCUGAAGAUGAAUCUGAACAACCUUCACCACCACCGUGUUUCCCAGAACUCGAACUGGUUGUUAAACAAUCAAUUGAGACAUUUGACGGGGCUGUUUUCCCUAAACUUAAUUGGAGUGCUCCCAAGGAUGCUGCUUGGAUAAGUACGACAGGGAACUUGAAAUGCACCUCCUUCAGUGAAAUUGCUCUCUUGUUAAAAUCCUCCGAGACUUUAACGCAUGAUCUCUGCCAUGCCUUUGAUUCUUGUGAUGAUAAAACCUCUUCAAGGCCAUCAACAUUCUACUUAGCUCUUCGAAAAUGGUACCCAUCUUUCCAUCCAGAGAUGGAAUUUCGUUGCUUCGUUAGCCAUCGUCACCUUAUUGGAAUCUCUCAGCGAGAGGUCACCUCAUUCUAUCCUGUCCUUCUGGAGAAGAAAGAAGUUCUUGAGAUCUCGAUCCAGAAGUUUUUCAUGGAGAAUGUCCAAAAGGUAUUUGAGUCGGAGAAUUACACUUUCGAUGUUUAUGUGACCGAGGAUGGGAGGAUUAAGAUUGUUGAUUUUAAUCCUUGGGGAGCCUUUACACUGCCACUGUUAUUCGAUUGGGAAGAGUUGGAAACGGGUCUUGUUGAAAAUGGCGAUCCUGUUCAGUUUCGAAUUAUUGAUACCCGAUGUGGUGUUCGACCAGGUUUGAAGACUGCAGUUCCAUAUGAUUACUUGGAUACAAGCCCGGGUAGUGGCUGGGAUCAGUUCUUGAGGAACGCUGAUGAGGAACUGAGGAUGCAGUCUAAAUCUCCCGAAGCUGGUGCUUAAGGAUUUCAGGUUUAUUAACAAGUUCACAUCAAGUUGCCUCAAGUCCACUCCAUCCACCUUUAUUGCUCCGCCACUGACGUCAUAAAAUCUCUGAAUCAACCCGAUCACCGUUGAUUUUCCACAACCACUUUUUCCAACAAGGCCGAUGCUUGAGCCCGCUGCCACCUUUAAGCAGAACUGGUGCAAUACUAGGCGAUCAGGCCGAUUUGGAUAGGCAAAGUCAACUUUAUUCAGCUCUAUGGCUCCAGUCAUUCCCUUCAGCUUUAUUCCUGUUACAUUGCUGCCUACCUGUCAGACACAGUUCAGUCAAUAACUCCAUGCUUAUGGAGUUGGACAUAAAGAAUAAUCAUUUUUGUAACUCAUAUGUAAUUUUAUCGCCUAGGUCUUGCAGAUUUACUUCUAGAAAAUCAAAUAACUUGCUAUUAUAGCCUAGAUUUAACUUGUUUCAUCA